UAGAGGAGGCAGAGAAAAGCCAGCAGUCAAAGAAAGAGGGAAGCGGGGAGGAGAAAGAGAAGAAGGAGGAGGAAGAGGAAAAGAAAAAAAAGAGGGAAAAGAGAGAGGGGGAGCAAGAGACGUCUGGAAAAUAUUAUCCAGCCUCUGUUCCAACUGUUGAGGCUGCCUUGCUGCUGCUGAGACGCCGUGAGAUAGAAGCCCCAUUCAGUGCAACCAAAGAGACUUUUCCUACUGAUGCUGCUGCGCCCGGCUCAACUUUCUUAACGACUUUCGCGACGGGCGCCUGGAGGAGUCCACCGCCAGAAACAAGCCCGCUGAUUAAUAUAUCUGGAAGCCAACUUUUUGCUUUCCUUUUGCGUCUUUUUUUAAAGCAAGCCAAGGGUGGGAAUUUGAAAUUGAGGGAGCUGGGAUCCAGGUGGGAAGAAUGGACCCUGCCUGUCCUUUUCCAUGCUUCUGAGGCAGUUUGCAUCCAGACCCUCCAAAAAUUCUCCCCAAAGCGCGAGUUGGUCUGUUACCUCAGUCCUGGGGGGCAAAGGGCUACAAAAUCCCCGCACCGCCCGGCCGGCCUCUUAUUAGAUCUUGGAUGAGCGAAGGAACAGCAGGAAGACAAGAUGCAUUGUGAGAGGUUUAUAUGCAUCCUGCGGAUACUUGGAACCACACUAUUUGGGGUGUCUCUUCUGCUUGGAAUCUCAGCUGCUUACAUUGUAGGCUAUCAGUUUAUCCAAACGGACAACUAUUACUUCUCCUUUGGACUCUACGGUGCUAUUUUGGCUUCUCACCUCAUCAUCCAAAGCCUGUUUGCCUUUCUUGAACACAGAAAGAUGAAACGAUCUCUCGAAACGCCAAUCAAGCUGAACAAAACUGUUGCCCUUUGCAUCGCUGCCUACCAGGAGGACCCCAACUACUUAAGGAAAUGUUUACUUUCAGUGAAAAGGCUCACCUAUCCUGGAAUUAAGGUGAUUAUGGUAAUUGAUGGGAAUUCGGAAGAUGAUGUUUACAUGAUGGACAUUUUUAGUGAAAUCAUGGGCAGAGAUAAAUCUGCUACCUAUGUCUGGAGGAAUAACUUUCACCAGAGAGGUCCUGACGAGACAGAAGACUCCCAUAAAGAGAGCAUGCAACAUGUCACUCAGCUGGUCCUGUCCAACAAAAGUGUCUGCAUCAUGCAAAAAUGGGGUGGGAAAAGAGAAGUUAUGUACACAGCAUUCAAAGCGCUGGGGAGAAGCGUGGAUUAUGUGCAGGUAUGUGAUUCUGAUACAAUGCUGGAUCCAGCUUCAUCAGUGGAAAUGGUAAAGGUUUUAGAAGAAGACCCAAUGGUUGGAGGUGUUGGGGGAGAUGUACAGAUUCUGAACAAGUAUGAUUCGUGGAUCUCCUUUCUCAGCAGUGUCAGAUACUGGAUGGCAUUUAAUAUCGAAAGAGCCUGCCAGUCCUACUUUGGCUGUGUACAGUGCAUCAGCGGACCUUUGGGAAUGUACAGAAACUCCUUACUCCACGAAUUUGUGGAAGAUUGGUACAAUCAAGAAUUCAUGGGAUCCCAGUGUAGCUUUGGAGAUGACAGACAUCUCACAAACCGGGUCCUGAGCCUUGGCUAUGCAACAAAAUAUACAGCUCGAUCAAAGUGCCUUACCGAAACACCCAUUGAGUAUCUCAGGUGGUUGAACCAACAGACCCGUUGGAGUAAGUCCUAUUUCCGCGAAUGGCUAUACAAUGCAAUGUGGUUCCACAAACAUCAUUUGUGGAUGACCUAUGAGGCUGUCAUCACUGGGUUUUUCCCAUUCUUCCUAAUUGCCACUGUCAUUCAGCUUUUCUACCGGGGAAAGCUGUGGAACAUUCUCCUCUUCUUGUUGACUGUUCAGCUCGUGGGCCUCAUAAAAUCUUCCUUUGCCAGCUGCCUUAGAGGGAACGUUGUUAUGGUGUUUAUGUCCCUUUACUCAGUGUUGUACAUGUCAAGUUUACUUCCGGCCAAGAUGUUUGCAAUAGCUACAAUAAACAAGGCAGGAUGGGGUACAUCAGGCAGAAAAACUAUUGUGGUCAAUUUCAUAGGACUCAUUCCAGUGUCCAUUUGGUUUACAAUCCUCUUAGGUGGCGUUAUCUUCACAGUAUACAAGGAAUCCAGAAAGACAUUUUCUGAAUCCAAACAGACAGUGUUGAUCAUCGGUACGAUACUUUAUGCGUGCUACUGGGUGAUGCUUUUGACUUUGUACCUGGUUCUUAUCACCAAAUGUGGCAGGCGGAAGAAAGAGCAACAGUAUGACAUGGUACUGGAUGUAUGAUUUGACCACUGAGUCUUUUCCCAUUUUUGCUGCCCAUGGAGUUUUUCCAAGUGACCUGAUGAUGAACCUUCUAGCAUUUGUGGCACUGAAUUUGAUAUCAUCAAGGGAAAAGGGUCACUGCUGCUGGAACUUGAACAUUAACAAAUUCACGAACAUGCCAAAGCAAAGAGAAAAAGAAAGAAAGAAAGACAGAAAGACAGAAAAGAAUAAUAAUAUUAUUAUUAAUAAUAAUUAAAAUGUGAUUGUGCCUUGUUGGGGGGAGGGGGAACAAAAUCCCAUGGAUUCAACCCAUUCCUGUGGGUGGUCUCCAAUGAUGCACUUUCUUCUGUUGUGCGUACGCCCAAAAGUGUUAACGUCCUAUAUACCUCAUCGGUCAUGCUCAUAUGGACGGACAUGGAAGAAAGAGAGUUUGGAGACACAAGCAAAGGAUCUGAUAACCCCUUGCAACCUAAUUUAUGAACUUCUAGUUGUUCUGUGAUUUUUCUAGGAAGGAAUGUGUGUGUGUGUUUAUACGUGUGCGUGCAUGUCUGUGUGUGUGCAUGUGUGUUUUCAGCUGCCAAAUGUAAUUCCAAAGUCAAUUUUAUAAGGUUUGAUGACCAAGUUGUAUUUUUAUAUAAUUGUAAUUAUUUGUCUCUGUUUACUUUUUACACCAGUUCUUUUUUAAAUCUCAUAUUUUAUAUUUCUGCCAAAAAGUACAUUCUUCCCUCUCCCAACAUUUUUAACAGUGUCUCCUUUUCUAAAUAGGUUUGAAGAAUUCCUACUUUAAAAAGAGAAAAAUACAAAAAACCCUUGCCCACAAUGUGAAAACAAAUGCUGAUUUGAAUUUUUUUUUUCCUCGAUGGAAAGAAUAAAACUUCUCUCUCUA
This is a messenger RNA of Varanus komodoensis (Komodo dragon), 3135 nucleotides long. It is a transcript of the gene HAS2, whose product is annotated as hyaluronan synthase 2. Gene Ontology annotation, molecular function: hyaluronan synthase activity. The transcript is spliced from 4 exons. The record is from RefSeq and is a predicted model, not a curated record. Lineage: Eukaryota; Metazoa; Chordata; Lepidosauria; Squamata; Varanidae. Gene Ontology annotation, biological process: hyaluronan biosynthetic process; extracellular matrix assembly. The coding region runs from base 612 to 2270 and encodes 552 amino acids.